GCGGUGCGAGCUAGUGGGCGCAUGCGCGGUGCGGCAAUGCGAGUGUUGGUGGGUGGUGGGACAGGCUUCGUGGGCAGAGCCCUGACCCAGCUGCUGCGGAGCCGAGGGCACGAAGUGACCCAUGUGUCUCGAAGAGGGGGCAAGGAUCGGAUCAGCUGGGAGGAGCUGUCCCGCUCCGGGCUGCCCCUGUGUGAUGCUGUGGUCAACUUGGCUGGUGAAAAUGUCCUCAACCCUUUCCGCAGAUGGAGUGAUGCCUUCUGCAGGGAGGUCGUCAGCAGCCGGGUGGAGACCACCAAGACCUUGGCCAAAGCCAUUGCUGCUGCUGAGCAGCCACCCCGUGCCUGGGUCCUCGUCACUGGCGUAGGUUAUUACCGCCCCAGCCCCACAGCUGAGUACACUGAAGACAGUCCAGGAGGGGAUUUUGACUUCUUCUCACGCCUGGUGAGCUCGUGGGAGGCUGCAGCUCUCAUCCCUGGGAGCCCAGCUCGUGGUGUUGUGGUGAGAUCAGGUGUGGUGCUGGGUCGAGAUGGCGGUGCAAUCUCUCAGAUGCUCUUGCCUUUCCGUCUGGGACUUGGAGGCCCCAUGGGCUCUGGACUGCAGCCCUUCCCGUGGAUCCACAUUCAGGACCUGGCUGGGAUUGUGUGUCAUGCCCUGGAGAAGGAGUCUGUGCAAGGCAUCCUCAACGGCGUUGCCCCGUCCUCCCCUGGCACCUCCAAUGGCACCUUUGCCCAGGAGCUGGCGGCAGCCCUGCGGCGGCCGGCGCUGGUGCCGGUGCCCGCCUGGGCCGUGCGGGCUGUCUUUGGGGCAGAGCGGGCGGUCAUGCUGCUGGAGGGACAGAGGGUGCUGCCCAAACGCACCCUGGAGAGCGGCUACCACUUCAUCUUCCCUGAGCUGCCUGCAGCUCUGAAGGACAUUGUGGCUUAAGGCCUCCCCUGUUGGGCUGGGCACUGUUUGUGUGAGCUCACAUGCCUUCCCAUCAAAGAGGGGAGCCCUGCCCCUUGAUACUUCCCCAUCCACGUACAGAAGGGGUGAGCAAUCCUUUCCCCUGUAUCUCACUGUGUGCAUCCCCAGUUUAGGAAUCAUCCCUCUUACUGCCACCUGAAUGUUAACAUCACCUGCAUUUGGGGAAGGGCACGACCCCUCAAAGGACUGUGACUGUGGAAUUGCCCAUCUCCCCUUUUGCAUGGUGUGUGUGUGUGAACUGCUGGCAAAGCAGCUGGGGGUGUCAUGUCCUCUCCCUUGAGAGAUGUGGCAGCAGGAAACAGGUCCUAGUGCUGUUGUAAUUCCUGCAUGGUACUGGAAAUUGCCCUUCCUGUUUUUCCCCAUUAUGACAGGCAAAGUGGAAGAGCUAAAGUCUCUUUCUUGGUCUUGGUGGUUGUGGGAGAAUUCUCGAUCCAUCUUAGGGUGCUGAAUACAGGUUGCUUGGAGACUGCCCUCUCUUGUGUCUGGUGCCAAGUUGAUGUCUCAGUACCUUCAGCUGAAUCUAAUCCAAAGAGUUACACCCUUCUAGGGUUCCAUACCCCUUGUGCUGUGGCAGGGAUGAGGGAGAACCCUGCUUUGCCAGCCUGUAGAGGAAAGGGUGACAAUCAGAUUGUAGCCCCUGGAUUGCUUUGCCUUGGUUGAGUGCCCAUCUAAGCUUGAGCUCAGGAAAGCUGGGUGGUACCUCGCUGUGUGAGGCAUUGCAAGUCACAGCUUUAGUCCAAAGGAACAUUUCAGCUAUUGCCUUCCUUGUGCUUACCUCAGACCAGGAUGGUUUUCUUUUAUUGAUCCCAAGAGGUGGUGCUUGUGUUCAGGGUGUUCCCCCUGACUGGGCACUGAGGAUAUCCAAGCUGCCUGGUCUGCCUUGGGAAGCAGUACCUCUUCCCUUGUAAAGCAGAUUGCAAUUUCAUCAUCUACAGUGGCAGAAAAUGUAUCCAUGUGCUUCCCUUGACCCACUUCCAUAUCCCAGAGGGGGUUGCAGGGUGUGAAGUCCACAGGGCAGUGAAGUUUAUUAUAGCAGUACUUCUGGAGAAAUACUCCUAGUGUGAUGUAAGUUGAGGCUAGAAGAUUUUAUUAAAAGGCACUUCAGGUAGAUAAAGACCUACUCUUUGCCAUCCAGAACAACAGCAGUCCACAUAUUUCUGGUUUAUGCCAUGCUGUAGUCAGAGCAGCUGAAGGAUCAGUCUUGAUGAACUAAAUGCCUCACUCAGUUGUCUCUGCUCAGUACAUACUGGAGACAUCUGUGUGACAUCUGUGACCAGGCUGAUCCUGGAGUUUUGGUCUCAUUCUGGCAGAGCUGAAUGGUCUGCACUGCUGCCUUGCUUUGGGGUUCUGGGCUGACUGCUAAGUUGCAACACAGUAUUAAAGACAGCAAGGCUUAAUUCAGAGAUUUCUGUAGCAGUUGUAGUUCUGCACCAUUUGUAUUGGUCUGCUUUACACAUUCACAAAUUGUAAGACACUGAUUCCCUAAUUAAAGUUGGUAUUUCCCUUC
Messenger RNA from Pyrgilauda ruficollis (rufous-necked snowfinch), 2470 nucleotides. RefSeq names its product short chain dehydrogenase/reductase family 39U member 1 (gene SDR39U1). The record is from RefSeq and is a predicted model, not a curated record. NCBI's taxonomy places the organism in Eukaryota, Metazoa, Chordata, Aves, Passeriformes, Passeridae. The transcript has 6 exons. The coding region runs from base 22 to 924 and encodes 300 amino acids.